This is a messenger RNA of Neospora caninum, 363 nucleotides long. RefSeq lists its product as hypothetical. The transcript has 3 exons. Bases 1 to 363 code for a protein of 120 amino acids. Lineage: Eukaryota; Apicomplexa; Conoidasida; Eucoccidiorida; Sarcocystidae. The record is from RefSeq and is a predicted model, not a curated record.
AUGGUCAAGUACUGCGGGGCCAAAAAGUGCGACUUAAUCGAUCUCCUGAAUGCUGCGACCACGUCGAGGGAACGCAACAAGGUCGUGAAGCAGCUAAAGAAAUUUGACCCGUGCCCGAGACGGGAACUCGAUGUGGAAUUCGACGCAAAAGACUGCAGCUGCAAAAAGUAUAACCAGACGCAGUACUUCAUGUGCUGGAGGUGCGACAAACCAAAGACGACGUCAGUCAAAGUCAUGUGGAACAGUCCCAAAGGUUUGAAAAUAAUAUGCAACACAUGCUACUUCGCUUUGAACGCGAAUGCGGACCUGGAGAGGUCCAGGAAGGAAAACGCGCAGUACUACGAUUUCAUGAAGAAAAAGUAG